Molecule: messenger RNA, 2474 nt
Organism: Athalia rosae (coleseed sawfly)
Lineage: Eukaryota; Metazoa; Arthropoda; Insecta; Hymenoptera; Athaliidae
Product: pyruvate kinase-like
Exons: 10
Coding region: 548-2137 (529 amino acids)
Biological process (GO): glycolytic process
Cellular component (GO): cytoplasm
Molecular function (GO): magnesium ion binding; pyruvate kinase activity; potassium ion binding
Source: RefSeq, a predicted model, not a curated record
AGCUGAUACGAACAAUAAUAUAAAUAUAUGGAUUAUGUAUUUAUAGUUAGGUGAUAUCUGCAUCAUCCACGCAUCAUCACACUACGUGCCUAAAGAUAAGGAAAAGAUUAGUGGUAUUCGGCGUUCAAAUUCAAAGCUUCAAACUAUACAUUAUACAUCGGCGCUAUCGCAUCAACAUAUACGUAUGGCUUAUUAAAAAUUCUACAUCUACAUACUGCACGACAUACUAACGUGAAAGAUAAAAAGAAGAAAUUACAGUAAGCGGGAUUGCUCAAUUUCCAUGAUCCGCUAUCGAUCGCGAUGAACAGCCAAAUGCAGAGACAACGUUGAGCCACACCACUGUGCAUUAGACGGUGUAAAAGAGGGCGCUGUCAUCAUACUUAACCUUCCCAACGGUGUCGGUAGAAGUGGUAGUGACCAGUGACCUUCCGUGUCCUCAGACUUCAGUCUGACACAAGCCCACGGUACCGUAACACCGAACUUUGGAAGCAUUCUCUCUUCGUUUCUUCUUCACCGUUCUUCGAAAGUUACAAUCAAGCCCGCCGAUAUGGUCUGGAUUACCACCGACGAUAAGAUGGCCGGAAAGCCAAACACCGUCGCGUUGAACGCGCAAAGUCAUUUAGAGCACAUGUGUGCCCUUGACAUUGAGCCUCACGCAUCCUUUGUUCGCUUAUCCGGAAUCAUCUGCACGAUUGGACCAGCUUCCAGAUCUGUUGAAAUCUUGGAGCAGAUGAUCGAAACUGGAAUGAACAUUGCUCGUAUGAAUUUUUCCCAUGGUUCCCACGAGUAUCACGCUGAAACCAUUGCCAAUGUUAGACAAGCUUACAAAAAUGUUUCUCAACGUAACAAAGCCAAUGUACCAGUUGCGAUUGCUCUGGAUACAAAGGGACCUGAAAUCCGUACUGGACUUCUGGAAGGAGGUGGUUCUGCGGAGGUUGAACUUGUUAAAGGACAAACCUUCAAAUUCACCACUGAUAAAGCAUACAUGGAGAAAGGCAACGCCCAAAUUGUUUGGGUCGAUUACGAAAAUAUUUCAAAGGUGGUUAAAGUUGGUAAUCGCAUCUUUGUCGACGAUGGCCUAAUCUCCCUCAUUGCUACUCAAGUCAGUGCCAACCAACUCACAUGCACCGUUGAAAACGGAGGCACUCUGGGCUCUCGUAAAGGCGUAAACUUGCCGGGAGUUCCGGUUGAUUUACCUGCCGUUUCCGAAAAGGAUAAGAGUGAUCUUAAAUUUGGUGUUGAUCAGGGAGUUGAUAUGAUCUUUGCAUCAUUCAUCCGUGACGGAUCUGCGCUCACAGAGAUCCGAGCUAUCCUUGGAGAGGCAGGGAAAAACAUAAAAAUUAUAUCCAAAAUUGAAAAUCAACAAGGCAUGGUCAAUCUGGACGAAAUCAUCGAGGCUUCCGACGGCAUCAUGGUAGCUCGUGGAGAUCUUGGUAUUGAAAUUCCACCAGAAAAAGUAUUCCUUGCUCAGAAGAGCAUGAUUAGUAGAUGUAAUAAGCAGGGAAAACCUGUAAUUUGUGCGACUCAAAUGUUGGAAUCUAUGGUCAAAAAACCGAGAGCUACUCGUGCAGAAACUUCUGACGUUGCGAAUGCCAUCCUGGAUGGUGCUGACUGUGUCAUGCUCUCAGGAGAGACAGCUAAGGGCGAUUAUCCCCUCGAAUGUGUACGCACUAUGGCAAACAUUUGUAAGGAGGCUGAAGCCGCCAUUUGGCAUCAGCAGCUCUUCUCCGAUCUCUGUAGCAAAGUCAUACCACCAAUCGAUGCUACUCAUGCCGUCGCAAUAGCUGCUGUUGAAGCUUCCAUCAAGUGUCUAGCUUCAGCUAUUAUCGUUAUCACCACAUCUGGACGAUCUGCACAUCUCAUUUCCAAGUACAGACCGAGGUGUCCGAUUAUCACUGUCACUAGAUUCGAACAGGUCGCACGCCAAGCUCAUCUGUAUCGCGGUAUUCUACCGCUUCACUACUUAGAGGCUCCGCUCAGCGACUGGUUGAAGGAUGUUGAUGCACGUGUUCAGUUUGGACUCAACUUCGGUAAGGGUCGUGGAUUUAUCCAGACCGGUGAUUCUGUCGUUGUUGUGACUGGAUGGAAACAGGGAUCUGGCUUCACGAAUACUCUUCGCGUUGUGAAUGUGGAUUAAGUAUGUGAUCACCACAGUGCUGGUCGCUAGGUAUACUGCUGCCACGAUACACGUAGCUGGAAUCCAUCUGCUUCAGGAAGUCUUCUCACUUCAAUUGCGUGUAUCUGUCCACGUAAGUGAAUUAUAUCGUCGUAUGUAAGAUACCUGCUGCUACUAUUACUACCACUACUACUUUUAUUACUACUAUGUUUCUUUCUCGUAUGCUAGUUUCGGUAGUAAGGUUGCACCGUUGUGGAACACUACAAAUGACAUACGUCUAGGAUGUAUGUACCCAACUAUAAACAUAGAACUCAUAUUAUGUUAUAAUUAUAGUCUAUGAAUAAAUUAUUACAAUGAA